Cucurbita moschata (crookneck pumpkin) is the source of this 709-nucleotide messenger RNA. Its product is annotated as protein YLS3-like. The coding region runs from base 106 to 651 and encodes 181 amino acids. Lineage: Eukaryota; Viridiplantae; Streptophyta; Magnoliopsida; Cucurbitales; Cucurbitaceae. The transcript has 3 exons. The record is from RefSeq and is a predicted model, not a curated record.
CUACCACCCACUCUCUUUAAUUCCCAUUCACCAUAAAAACCCACUGCCCCUUCUCCCCGCCCACUCCGCCCAAUUCCCAGUGCCACCGCUCCCUCCAAAGCAAUUAUGACCUCCAAAUCGCCUUCAACUAAUUUGGCUAUGUCAUGCGCCCUGGCGCUGCUCUUCCUGGGCUUGGUGACCUCAAACGUAGACCAGGACAGAGCCGAGUGCACAGACCAAGUGGUCGGGCUAGCGACUUGCCUGCCGUACGUGGGCGGCGAGGCGAAAGCGCCUACACCCGACUGCUGCAGCGGCCUCAGGCUUGUGGUUCAAAAGAGCAUGAAAUGUCUCUGCGUGCUGAUAAAGGACCGUAAUGACCCCACCCUGGCACUCAAAGUGAACCUUACGCUCGCUCUUGGACUACCUAAUGUAUGCCACACCCCGGCCAAUAUAACAGAUUGUAUCGGGCUUCUCCAUCUGCCGCCCAACUCCGCAGAAGCCAAGGAUUUUUUGGGGCUGAGCGCCAAGGGAGCAAACGUUACAUCUGCUCCCGCGGCGAGUAGUAAUCCCACAGAAAAGCCUGACGUAAAAAAUGACGGUGGAAUGAGAAAACAAUGGCUGGGGGUCGAGAUUUUUAUUUCAUGUAUUGUUCUAUUCACUUCCAUUUGGUAGUGUACCAUUUUUAGUUCUCUCAAACUCUCCGGAAAUAAAAUGUUUCAUUAAUUAAUCA